Molecule: messenger RNA, 336 nt
Organism: Bursaphelenchus okinawaensis
Lineage: Eukaryota; Metazoa; Nematoda; Chromadorea; Rhabditida; Aphelenchoididae
Source: the annotation of a GenBank genome assembly
AUGCAUCAUCUCAUUGUAGAGCUUAACGUUUGGGCUGGGGCUAGGAUUAAGAUAAGAAAGAUAGUCCGUCUUGGUAAAAAAAGACCAGGUCCAGGUCCAGGCCAAGGUCCAGGUCCAAUUCCAGGUCCAGGUUCAGGUCCAGGUCAAGGUCAAGGUCAAGGUCAAGGUCAAGGUCAAGGUCAAGGUCAAGGUCAAGGUCAAGGUCAAGGUCAAGGUCAAGGUCAAGGUCAAGGUCAAGGUCAAGGUCCAGGUCCAGGUCCAGGUCCAGGUCCAGGCCAAGGUCCAGGUCCAAUUCCAGGUCCAGGUCCACGACCAGAUGCUAGUGCUUGGGACUAG